AGGGAAGCGUGGAGUAAGUUUGCAUCGUUUGUAUAUACUGCCCCUCUUCUGGUGCGCUAGUCCGCUUCCGGUUGCCAUGCGAGGCCCUUCACUGUAAACAAUCAAUCAUAACAUCCAGCCGAAACACGACAACCACGUUUGCAUCACAUCUUCUCCGACGAAUAACUUAGGCGUCGCCUCGUGGAGAGGGCUCUUCUGCAUCAUGUCGUACGGUCAUCGAAUGAGUCAACAGUUCCACGGCUCCCAGCAGCACCACAACAGAGGCGGCCGCAAGAAAGAAGAUGAAAACGAUGCUCUGAUGCGACUGCCAGAUAAAGAGAUUGCAGGAUGUAUCAACGACAUCGGCAUACCCUUCACCGCCGCCGACCUGAUCAAACCGAACCCGCAGCAGAUUCAGAUGGUCUUCGAGUGGUUUGCGGAACUCCUGAUGAACAACACCCGCGAAACGGUGGAACCAGCAAUGCGCGCCGCGGCAGAUGAUGUUUGUGGCGACUAUCCGGAUAUCGUGCCCACGGAUACACGCAACUUGAUGGGAUUUUUCACCGGACUGCGGCGGUUGAUGAUGGAGUGCGGUGUCAACGAUUUUACUUUUACCGACCUGACCAAGCCGACCCACGACCGUCUCGUCAAGAUCUUUUCCUAUCUCAUCAAUUUCGUGCGCUUCCGCGAGUCGCAAACCCCCGUGAUCGAUGAGCAUUUCAACAAGGCGGAGAAGACGAAAGCACGCAUCGAUACCCUCUACGGCGAGAAUCAGGAGAUGGAACAGCGUCUUGAGGAGAUGCGCCGGACUCUGAAAGCCAACGAGGCGCAGGUCAAGGAGAAAGUCCGGAGGAACGAUGAAUUGAAAGCACGGCUCCUCGAAUUGAGACGGAACCAGGAGCGAGUUGCGGAGACACUGGAGCGUGUCAAGGCGGACAAGGCCAGACGACAGGCACAGCUCGAGGAGAAGACAGAAAGGGUGGUGCGCACGCGGCAGGAGGUCGAGAAACUACGACCUUACGUGAUGGACAGUCCCGCCUCGCUUCAGUCGUCCCUAGCUGAACUGUCUGAGAGUUUGUAUCGUGAGAAAGCGCAGAUUGAUGCCAUGGAGAAGCGGGCAAGAGCUCUGCAAACCUCGUCGGAUACGUUCACUGUUGUCAGCAAUGAUGUACAGGCAUGUGUGAAGCUCCUGGAGGAUAUAUCCGUUGAGCUUCAGAAAGAGGAGGAAGAAGAGUCCAGAGCUUCUAGAAACAAAGAAGCUAUUUCUGAAAGAGGUAACAAUGUAAGGGAAGUGGAGCAGACAGAGAAACUGCUGCAGCGACAGUUGACGCGGUGGAACGAGAGAAUCGAGGCUCUGCGGAAGAACGCGCAAGAAAAGGCCGAGGCAGCCCAGGCCCGCAUGGAGGAGUUGCGGGAAAUCCAGAAACAACUUCGCGAGGAGCGAGCAGACAAACAACGCGACAUGGAGCGUCGGAGAAUCCGCAUUGAACAGACCGAAAAGAAGAUGGCCGAUCUCAAAGAGAACAUUGAAAGCGAGAUCCAAGGCGCUCAUGACGAAUACCUGAAGCUGGAGUCGCAUAUCAAACUUUACAUCACUGAUAUGGAAAAAUGUUUAUGAUCUGAGGCAAUUCUGUCAGGGGCGCGAUUUCGGGAGUUUAUGGAUUGGUUCUA
This is a messenger RNA of Aspergillus brunneoviolaceus CBS 621.78, 1650 nucleotides long. It is a transcript of the gene nuf2, whose product is annotated as kinetochore-associated Ndc80 complex subunit NUF2. Gene Ontology annotation, molecular function: protein-containing complex binding. The transcript is spliced from 4 exons. Lineage: Eukaryota; Fungi; Ascomycota; Eurotiomycetes; Eurotiales; Aspergillaceae. Gene Ontology annotation, cellular component: kinetochore; Ndc80 complex. Gene Ontology annotation, biological process: kinetochore organization; meiotic chromosome segregation; mitotic spindle organization. The record is from RefSeq and is a predicted model, not a curated record. Bases 203 to 1597 code for a protein of 464 amino acids.